Molecule: messenger RNA, 176 nt
Organism: Dentiscutata erythropus
Lineage: Eukaryota; Fungi; Glomeromycota; Glomeromycetes; Diversisporales; Gigasporaceae
Source: the annotation of a GenBank genome assembly
AUAAUGUAUUUUUAGAUGACAUUGAAAAUUCUUCAACAAAUUAUCAACCAUUCAAUAAUCAAAAACUCGAAAUUGGAUCAAUCGUUGAUUUAUCUAGUAUAAUUUUUGGCGGACAAGGCAAUAUUGAAGAAUCUGCAACAGUGCAAGAAAAUAGUAAUAUGGAUUUUGAUCCUUAA